AUGUCUGAGCCGGCCUUACAGUUCCACUGCAGCCCUGGAGACUCGAUGGGAAACUAUGUGUGGCCGAGGCGCCUUGAUGCUUUCCUCAAUGCGCAAGGCUACUUUCGGCUGGCGUUCGACGGCAGCGCGCUAGAACGCCUUCCAAUGGAUGCUGUCAUCGCAUACCUUAGCGAGGGCAUGGCUGCCCCGCACGACCUGCGAAUGUUUCUGCCAAUGACCUUCGUGCAGCCCUCUGGCGAGUCAAGGUUAUUGCGUUCCAUUUUCGGCUUUACGGCCCCAGACCUGAAUGAUACCACCUUUCGAACGGCCUUCAAGGAUUUUGUACAGAAUGAGCUGUACUCUUCCUUGCAGAAGGCCGUGAUCGACACGCGAAAGCCAGUGGAUCCUGCGAGCUGGGAUGAGCCGCCGGCAAUCCAGAUCUAUUUCCGUGGGGACGUACUUGAUGAGCAUGAGCUCCUGGAAGCACUCCAUAGUGACAUGUUGCUCGCGAUCGGGCCGUUACUUCUCAGCCUGGGAGUGGCCUGGGUGAAGCUGCGCAGUGCUUUGCUUGCCAUAGUUGGCACAACGCUGAUGUGUCUGGCCUCUCUGCUUGCGUAUCUUCUCCUUCCAGUCCAGCAGGUGAGCCCUGCCACCUUUCUUGGUGUUUUUCUUCUCUUCGGCCUGGGCUUCACCAGCAUCUUCCGCAUGCAAGAGGUGUGGAGACGGUCCCGAAAUGAGGCGGAGGACUACUCCGAUCGCCUCCUCUAUGUACACCGUGCUGCGGUUCGAGAGAUGCUGCCUGUGGUUGGGUCUGCCUGCUGUUACUUCCUGCUGCAGAAUUCCAAGCUGGUCCCCCUUCGUGAGUUCGGUUUUUUCAUCGGCGUCUCCAUGUUAUUGGUAUGCGCGUUUGCCCUUCUAUGCUUUGUGCCUUUCCUGCUCAUGCAUGAGCGCACCUUCCGGCCUUGGAUUCGGCGAAAGUUUCCUGGAAAGCUUGUCCUGGCGCUCGAGCCUGCUGAAUUGAAGCCAGAUUGGGAUGAAGUAGCUGCAAAAGUGAUGCUGGCAGUGAAGCGUCCAAAGCCUCUCCUGGCAGGGGCCGGCUUUGCAGUUGCAGUGGCGCUCAUUGCCGCCAUAGCAGUGACAGCGUCACAGCCGUACCCGGCCCUGCCGGAGGUUUUCCCGCCAGAGCACCAUCGUGAAGCCGGGCGACCCAUGCAUCAUAGCUUUGCGCCGUCUGCGCUGGCAGAGGAGCAAGCCCCGCUCACUAUCCAGAUGUGUGAGCCGGGACGCGGGUUGUCAUCGUGUGCGCUACACUGGUGUGAUCUAGCCAGCACACCAAACAAUAAUCUGUCCUCGUGGCCUACGUCUCAAGCUGCCACUUGCAUGUGCUACACGCAGACAUCUUCGGCAGCCUCGUGCUCAUCUGUCAGCUUGUCGCUCAUUGUGAGCGGACCUCGACCGGCAUCCUUGACACAGGAUGUGCUCCACGCGAAGGCGCUGGAAUUCGCUUCAGCUGAGUACAGCGGUGCUGCUUCGGUGGGUAUGACUACCACGACCAGCCGCCGUUUGCAGUCAGUGGUCUUGGAGGAUUGGCCGUCGGGCAUGACACAAGUUGAUGCCCUCACGCAGCUGCCCCCAAUCAAUGUGACCUUCACGACUCCCAGGCGCUCGUCCAGCUCCUGCGAAGACUUGGUCUACUGCUACUGCAGCCCAAAGUCGUGCACUCCACCAUCAGGAGACUUGUUUCCCGUUGGCUGUUCAGCAUAG
Messenger RNA from Symbiodinium pilosum, 1743 nucleotides. Lineage: Eukaryota; Dinophyceae; Suessiales; Symbiodiniaceae. The record is from the annotation of a GenBank genome assembly.